CGCCUGCGAGUUGACAUGGAGGACUUCGAGGGAAACACGCGAUAUGCUGAUUAUGGAUUGUUUAAGGUGGCUGAUGAGAGUGUUAAUUACCGUCUAACUGUGGGACAGUACACAGGGAAUGCUGGUGAUAGCAUGGCAGUUCACAACGGAAUGGAGUUUUCAACCAGGGAUGCUGAUCAUGACCGUGACAACGCUAAAUCAUGUGCCGUGGCGUACACAAGUGCUUGGUGGUAUAACAGCUGUCUUUUCACUAACCCUAACGGCCAAUACUACUACACUAACCCUAGUCCUUUUUUGAAGGGUAUUAUAUGGUAUUAUUGGCGUAAUGAUGACUAUUCCAUGAAGAGAAUGGAAAUCAAAAUAAGACCCGUAGCCUGAUUUGAAUAAUGUCAAAGACAGUUGCGUAUAAAUGUUAUAUUGUAGGUUCAAGACCACGGUUAUGCCUAGCUUGCAAAUUUUGUCAUGGCAAUUAGUUGUAUGUAAAAAAAAGGAAUGAUUUUACAAUAACUUACAAAUU
Molecule: messenger RNA, 517 nt
Organism: Actinia tenebrosa (Australian red waratah sea anemone)
Lineage: Eukaryota; Metazoa; Cnidaria; Anthozoa; Actiniaria; Actiniidae
Biological process (GO): blood coagulation
Source: RefSeq, a predicted model, not a curated record